GUACUUGUUCUUCCCGCAAGACAAACCGACCUCCAUAACUGCCGAUUGAUUCCGUACAGAACACACACAGAGGUUGUGGAGGUCUGAGUAAUCGGAGCUAGAUCCGGCGAUCCCAUGGCGGGUCACAGAGUUCAUCUUCUAUGGAUCUCUUUGCUUGCUCUGUUCUCCGUUCACGUCCACUGCUUCUACCUCCCCGGUGUCGCUCCGGAGGAUUUCCAAAAGGGGGAUCAAUUAUUUGUGAAAGUGAAUAAACUGACCUCAACAAAAACACAACUUCCUUAUUCCU
This is a messenger RNA of Rubroshorea leprosula, 286 nucleotides long. The record is from the annotation of a GenBank genome assembly. Lineage: Eukaryota; Viridiplantae; Streptophyta; Magnoliopsida; Malvales; Dipterocarpaceae.